AUGAAGGCCGGCAUGGCCGCCCGCCGCAGCGCUGGCCGUGUGUUCGACGUCGACUUCGCCUCCAUCCCCGGCCUCGACGAGCGCGGUGACCUUCUUUGGAUGGAAUCGGCGAAGUGGGCCGCCGACGCUCUCAACCAGUCGGCGACCAAGGCCAACCCCGGGCGGCGCUCGCCGCACGAGAUGUUCACCGGCGAGCAGGGGCCGUUCCGCGUGCUGCCGUUCUUCCAGCCCGGCUUCAUGCGCGAGGAUCGCCGCACCAAGCUCGACGACCAGGCCACCCUCUGCUACUACCUGAACGGCGGCGAAAACCACCCGAGCGGCACCGUCAAGGUCCUCAAGGCGUCCACCGGCCGCGUCGUCUACACCAACAACGUGUCGUGGGUGACGUCGGCGCCAGCCGGCGAGGGGGGUUCCGCUGGUAUCACCGCUGCGCCGACACCCCCCCCGUUCACGCCGCCGGUCGUCUCGAUCAACUUUGGCCCAGCACCGACGCCUUCGACCACAGCACCGCCACCGCCAGCGCCCACGCCGUCGCCCGCUCCCGCUCCUGCUGCCUCUUCGCCCCCUGCCGCAACGCCGCCGCCAGCGACCACGCCGCCGCCCGCUCCCACGACUUCACAGCCGCCCUCUGCCACUUCGCCGUCACCGUCGGCGACCCCCGCUCCUGGCCAUCCGUCCUCUGCCUCUCCGCCGUCACCGUCGGCGACCCCCGAUCCAGACCAGCCGCCGCCGCCGCCGCCGGACCUCGCGAUGCCCCCGCUCACGGCUCACGCCAUGCGGCAGCUUCGCCCGGGUACAAAGGCCGAGGGUAUGACAGACCCGCGGCUGCCAAGCCGUACGAGAUCGGGCACGAGGCACAGCACAGGACUCAUCUCGAUGCUAGACAGGAACACUCUGGUGUCGAUGCUGGAGGCUCGGAGCGCGGUGGAUAAGGAGCGCAGGGAGCUGGGGGGGGCGGAGGCCGGAGAGCCGGGGGGAACGGGGGCCGGAGAGCAGGCGGGAGCACUCGCAGCAGUGGACCCGGGGGCUGCAGGAGCGGGCUUUCCACUCGCAUUUGCCACGCUCCUCGCCAACCGGGAAGACAUCGACGCCACGCUGCGAGACCAGCGCCCGCCGGAGCAACGCCCUGACCUUCCGCAUUGCCAGGCCAGCGACCUUCGUGUCCCCAAGAGCUACAAAGAGGCCAUGGCGUCGGAGCACCGGCACCUUUGGAGCGACUCUAUGCAAAGGGAGUUUUAUGGCUUGUUGGAAGCGGGGACUUUUACUCCGGGAUGUGGAGCUCUAUCUGGAAUGAUUGUAAAACUAGAUGACAUCUUUGCUGUUGGAGAGAGGGAGAGAUGUGAUAAGUUUGGCGCCGACCUUAACAAGUCCGUGCCAGUGAAGAACCUGGGAGAGUUGAGAUGGUAUUCUGGGUGCUUUUACGAGAGGAACAAGGAGACCGGUAGGUUGACGAUUUCUCAGCAGACUUUCACGGAUGAGCUAGCAGCAGUAUAUGGAGUAGUGGGAGGUAAGAGCGUUCCGAUGUCUUCGGGGGUGAAGCUUUCUGAUUUUGAUGCGAAUGAGGUGGCGACAGACUUUCCGUUUCGUGAGCUGGUAGGAUCGUUGAUGUGGCUGGCGACUCAGACUAGGCCAGACAUUGCGAAUGCAGGAUACGCUGAUGCGGACUUUGCAGGCAAGGCAGCAGACCGUAGGUCGGUAUCAGGGGGGAUCGUGACGUGUGGAGGAGGCGCUGUGUCUUGGUUUUCCAGAACGCAAAAGUGCGUCACGCUUUCGACGACAGAAGCAGAGUACGUCGCGCUAGGCGACGUAGUGAAGGAGAUUUUGUUUUUGAGGCAGAUUUGGCGUUNGUGCAUCCCCAUCUUAAAGGACAACCAGGGGGCGAUUCAACUAGCGCAGAACCCCAUCUCAAACUCGAACUCGAAGCACAUGGAUGGAUGUAAGGCACCAUUUUCUCAGGGAACUGGUAGAGAGGAAGGAAAUUUCGGUCAUCCACGUGCCGUCGCCAUACCAGCAUGCAGACUUUCUUACGAAGAGUUUGUCGAAGGAUGCUUUCGAACCUCACCGUGAUUUUGUGAUGAAUUUGGCAUGAACAUUUUAUCGUUUUUCUGAUGGGUUGUGUUUUGGUCUUGUUCUGUUUCCCGUUUUGUUUCAUUUCCCGCGCCAAGUACUUGUUAAGCGCGAUGCAGCAUUCAUAUUUCAUUGAAUUGUUUUUCUCUCUUGUAUCAUUCUGGUCAAGUCUUCAUGGUAUAUAUUCUGGGCGUCUUUUGGUUGAGAUGUCGGGUGUUACCGAAGUUUUCAGUGAGAAACUAUUGCGAGCAGGGGGGAUGUUAGAUAUACUCGCAGCAGUAUCUGGUCGUGAGGAUCCCAGGGGGACACGUGUUGGAAAUUUCGUGUGUUGAAGGGUACCACCGGCGCAGUCACGGGGACCCUUUUGGCGUGGUCGGUGCGAUAAUAAUGAGGAAGGCUUGCGUGCGUGCUGCGCACUUCUUCCUCUUCUUCUUCCUCUUCCCUCUCUCUCCACCACCACCG
Ectocarpus sp. CCAP 1310/34 is the source of this 2529-nucleotide messenger RNA. The record is from the annotation of a GenBank genome assembly. Lineage: Eukaryota; Phaeophyceae; Ectocarpales; Ectocarpaceae.